AUGGAAAUCAGAAAGUCUAAACUAGUAUUUGCUUCACACAAGAUACAGACAGCUUCAAACAAAACAAACACCUGGAAAUUCAUAAUCCUCAAUUGGGGUGAGAAUAAAAGAGAUCGGAAGCAGAAUGAUGAGCGAUAUUCCGUUCACCUCACUCCUGCCUUUUUGUUACGUGAGGAAUGCUGUAUCACAAUUUCAUAUUUGGUUGUUUUGACAGGAGUUUUGGAGCAGCUUUCAUUAGAAUGGUUGGCUAAAACACUUACAUUAUUAUGUACUGUACUCCACAUACCAAAUCCAAUGACACCAUGUUUGGAUGCACAGUACACAGGAUAUAUCGGCCACGUGUCCAAGCCAAAAAUGGAGGCUGUGUUGACAAUAACUGGCUCCUCCGAAGAUGACUUAUGUUUUGGGAAAUCUUAUCAACUGCACUUAGGUUGUUUGAAAAUCUAG
Acanthoscelides obtectus is the source of this 447-nucleotide messenger RNA. Lineage: Eukaryota; Metazoa; Arthropoda; Insecta; Coleoptera; Chrysomelidae. The record is from the annotation of a GenBank genome assembly.